AUGAUGCAAGCAUUUCUUAAAGGAGGUAAAGCUAUAAGCAAACCAACAGUUGGCACCCAGAAAACUGCAAAGGAUAAGAAACAAAGAGAAAAACCGCUACCUUGGGUGGAAAAGUAUCGUCCUAAAAAUGUUGAUGAUGUUGUGGAGCAACAAGAGGUUUGUGCUGUUCUAAGAGAAUCUUUACAAAGCUCAGAUCUACCAAAUUUACUUCUCUAUGGACCUCCAGGUACCGGUAAAACCAGCACAAUUCUUGCAGCUGCUCGUCAGCUCUUUGGAGAUUACUUUAAAGAGCGAGUAUUGGAACUGAAUGCAUCUGAUGACCGCGGUAUUGCAGUUAUUCGUAAUAAAGUGAAAAAUUUCGCUCAACUCAAAGCAAGCUCAACAAGACCCGAUGGUAAACCAUGUCCACCAUUUAAAAUUGUUAUCUUAGAUGAGGCUGAUGCUAUGACUAAUGCUGCUCAAGCAGCUCUACGUCGGACAAUGGAAAAAGAAACUCGAACGACACGUUUUUGUCUUGUUUGCAAUUACGUUUCAAGAAUCAUCGAUCCUAUAACAUCUCGUUGUUCAAAGUUCAGAUUCACUUCAAUUGGUGAGGAGAAAGUUAUAGAAAGACUGGAAUUUAUUUGUCAAGAAGAGAAACUUAAAGUCGAAGACGGUGCUUUGAAGAGCAUAGUUGAAGUGUCUGGUGGUGAUAUGAGAAAAGCAAUCACAACCCUUCAUUCAUGUUAUCGUCUUAAAUGUGGAGUGAAUGAUGAGAAUAUCAUAACACUCAACGAUAUUCUUGAAAUGUCUGGAAUCAUUCCAAAUUGUUAUCUCAUUGAGUUUCUUGACAUUUGCAAAGCAAAAGAUCACAAAAAGCUUGAGACGUUCAUUAACGAAUUUCUAUUUGAAGCUUACAGCGUGUCACAAUUCUUUGACCAAUUGAACGACAUGAUUAUUGCUGAUGAUACCAUAACAAAUGAUCAGAAAAGCGAAAUCUUUGAUAAACUCGGAGAAUCUUCUUUUCGUCUUAUGAAUGGAGGAAGUGAAUUUAUUCAAAUCAUGGACUUUGGUUUCGCAACAAUUCUAGCAUUUAAAAAGAAUAAUGAAUCGAAAUCAUCAGAUCGCUUUCUUUUCAAUCCUGAGCUUUCACUAUCUGUAAAAAACAACACCAUGUUUAAUUUUGCUGCAUUUCCCGAAAUGCGUUUUCCUGACAUGAGGAACUUUAGUCAGAACUACCGAUGCUAUUCUGUGUCAAUGCUUCCAGGAAAUGAGAGAAACGACGUUGAGAACGGAGGAAAAAUCAUAAUGCCACCAUCAGCUUUGGAUCAGUUGACUAGGCUCAAUAUUGAAUAUCCCAUGCUAUUCAAAAUUACAAAUAGGAAAAGUGACCGGCAAACACAUGCAGGAGUCCUUGAAUUUAUUGCUGAUGAAGGAAAGAUUUACAUACCGUUCUGGAUGAUGCGAAACCUUCUGCUGGAAGAAGGAGAUUUAGUGACUAUUGAAAAUGUUUCCCUGCCUGUAGCAACAUUUUCCAAAUUUCAACCGCAAAGUGUAGACUUCUUAGAUAUCACAAAUCCUAAAGCUGUGCUGGAGAAUUGCUUGCGAAAUUUUGCUUGCCUCACAACUGGCGAUUUAGUUGCCAUCAAUUACAAUAACAAAAUAUAUGAGCUGUGUGUACUAGAAACAAAGCCAGGACGAGCUGUGACCAUUAUAGAAUGCGAUAUGAAUGUUGAAUUUGAUGCUCCUGUUGGAUAUAAAGAACCCGAACGGAAACCUAAAGUUGAAGAACAUAUGGAAGUUGAUCCUGCACAGUUCAUCAAUCAUGAUGAUAGUUUCUACACAUUCAAAGGAGAAGGAACACGUCUCGAUGGGAAAAAGAUUAAAGACAAUGCUAAACUUGAUCCGCCUGCUCACAUACUUAACAAAUACGUCCGCGGAGUUCCCGACUAUGAUCACAACAUAUUUGAGCUUAAGUUUGAUCGAAGUAACACAAUGACAGAUUUUGAGUGGCCAUGGGAAUACAAUUUUCCUCCGUUUUUCACGGUUCAGAAAAAUGCGGAAACGAAAAAACAGCAAUUGAUUCGCUGGAAAGAAUUGAUUUUACAGUAUGCUAAAUACAAGAAACAAGCAGUAAUAAACAUAAAUGAUGAUUUAGAGCUAUUCAACAAUAGUAAAAUUAGUCGUAGCCUUGAACGUGAAUCGAGAGAAAUGAUAAUGAAUGAAUUGUGCAACUCAAAGAAUGCGUCACCGGUUGGUAAAAACACUGGAACAUAUGAAAUCUAUUGGUUAACAUUAGAAGAGUGGUCAAAUGUCAUAUAUUCAUGGGCGAUUAACAGCGGAAUGACGAACUCUGUGUUGACUCUCUUUGAACUUAUUAACGACCAUCAAGAUCAAGAAUUUCAUCAGCUAAGUGAACAGGUAUUAGUGAAAGCAUUGCGCCACCUUGAGAGCAAAGGUAAAUGCGAGUUAAUGGAGAUUGACGGUAGUUAUGGUGUCAAAUUCUUUUAAGAGAAAAUAAAAGCUGUUGAAAUUGGAAAAUGAAGAAAAUUUACUUUUUAAGGUUUCUCACGUUCCAGAUUCAUUCUAUUGAUGAAGCUAG
Molecule: messenger RNA, 2581 nt
Organism: Clunio marinus
Lineage: Eukaryota; Metazoa; Arthropoda; Insecta; Diptera; Chironomidae
Source: the annotation of a GenBank genome assembly